Messenger RNA from Porites evermanni, 4709 nucleotides. Lineage: Eukaryota; Metazoa; Cnidaria; Anthozoa; Scleractinia; Poritidae. The record is from the annotation of a GenBank genome assembly.
UAUUACUAUUUUUUUUUCUCUCUGACAGGACAAGAACGAUUUGGUAACAUGACACGGGUAGGUCUUUUCGUCCUUCAUUACAUUCAUGCAGCUCGAGGGACGUAUAUAUUGUGGUUCAAUGGGCUCUUUCUAGCUGGUCAUUCACAUGGUACAAAACCGCCGUGCUGGAGAGCAAAAGUCGCACUAGGAGAAGACAAACAAAAAAAUUACCAUUUAAAAUUAUGUAUGUCUUUUCUUUGUGUGGUUCCAGUGCGGCUUUUGCUCUCCAGCGUGGCGGUUUUGACGGCAAGCUGCUAAGGGCCUAUUCUAUCCUGGUUUGAAUUUUACUUUCUUUUGUUUUAAACUCAUUAUUAUACAUUACCAUACCCAAAAAGAAAGGAAAAUAAAAUUUAAACUAAGGAUAAAAUAUUGAACCACAAUAAACAUAUACAUGCACUGUUGUAAGAUAAAAUGUAAUUUGCGAAAUUUUAGACAUUUUUACUAAGAGGAAAAUAUUUUUAAAGUGAAUAGAAGAUCAUCCCAGUCAAAGUUGCAAGUUGUGCAGUUGUGAAAUUAUGAAAGCCUGCAAAAAUUCAGGCUUGCCAGAAUUCGAACCAUGAUGACCUCUGCAAUACCAGUGCACCACUCUAACCAACUGAGCUAUUUUCGUGAGCGUUGUCUAAUAUACCCACACUGUAACAGUCCAUAUAAGCCAUGUUAUGAUCUGUUCAAAUCGUACAGAUCGCAAAACUUACAUAUGGUCCAUAAAAAACUGUUUAUGAUCCACAAACUGCAUCUUAUUAUAGGGACUUAGGAUAUUUUCAUGGCAAGAGGGGGUGUACCUUGUUCUUGGAUCUGUACAGAUCGUACAGGUAGCACACUGUGCUCUGAUGUAAUUAUGAGAUACAUGCUUCUUACAUGCUCAGAAACAGACUAUUAGAAAUGCUGACAUCUUGUACUGAACGUACAAUAAGUCAAAUGCUCUUAACAUUCCAUAACAGUGCAGCAGCAAUGGACUGAUGACUGUUUCUGUCUUGCUCUUUCUUUAAUGUGACAUGAUAAAUGAUUUUGGAAAAAUGUCCAAUUAAUUGUUGGGGGAAAGUAAACAAUAUUGUGUCGAAGAGUAACAUUUAACAUGUCUGUUGUCUUUUUAAUGGAUUUGUUGUGGUUUAUCCUUGGUUUAAAUUUUAUUUUCCUUUGUUUAAAAAUCAUCAUCAUUCAUUACCAUAUGCAAAAACAAAAGAAAAGAAGAAAAGCCAAGGAUGAAAUUGAACCACAACAGAUUCAUGAUGCAGCUAUAAUGGGCCAUAAUAUGACCCUUUCCUGACACAUUUGGGUGUUUUGUUCCAAUACACAGAAUGUUAAGUGAUCAUGCUUUGAUACAUGUAAUUCUUACUUUUGGUUUGUAAGCCUUUUGUUUCAUUCACAAAAUGAUUGUCAUUAAUAAAAUGCAGGUUCAUAGUCCAAAAGCUCAAAAGUUUAUCUGAUGUUAACUUGCAUGCUUACAGUGAAAAAUAAAAUGAAUUCUUAAAAAGAGAUUUUUCCUAUAAUUUAUAGUUCAAUGAUGAUCGAUGGGCUGGCACAAUGUAAUAAUUUGUGCUGAUCGAUUAUGAGAUCUCAGGUGAUUCUCAACACUACUAUUUACAAGUAUGACUGUAGAGUUGAACUUUGGACGAGGCAGAACAAACCAGGCUGGGUCUGAAUGGGACCUCUCUAGUACAUGUCCAACAAACUGACUGCUUGCUCAUCUUGUCUCCCCAACCCAUGUGUCAUGGCACAGUAUCAGAUCUUGGCUCAUAUUAAUUUUUUCAUGGUAAACGUUCUCAGGUUUAUUACAAGGAAGCAGUUGGAGCUUUCAUUGUGUUUGAUGUCACCAGAGCCUCCACAUUUGAAGCGGUACAAAAAUGGAAAAAUGAUUUGGACAAUAAAGUUAUGCUACCCAAUGGAGCUCCUAUUCCGGUUGUACUCUUAGCAAAUAAGGUUUGUCUUCAGAUUGUAUUUUUGGUUGAUAAUAGGGCAUCUACAAUCACAUGACUUUUGUCAGGCAUAAUAAUAAUAGUUUAUUUGUGGCUCAAGUACAUGUAGCAUCAUUUGCACCCAAGCAGAGCAAGGGUGAAAAUGAUGCUACAAGGGACACUAAAAAACUAUCUGCCUGACAAAAGUCAUGUGAUUAAAUCAUUAUUAUCAAUACACAAGGCCAAAUCGUAGAAAUUGUAGAAAAUUUAUUUCAUACCAAAAGAUUGUUUAACUUGAAAUCAUGUGGCGGGCUGCAAAUUCCAUUUACAGGCCGCACUUUGCCGUUUGGCCCGCAAAAAGGAGCGUUUUAGAGAGGGCAGUUUGUCAUUUGGCCACUUGUAGUGAUAAUAAUGGUUAUUAAAAUAACAACGACUCUGCUCAGUAGAGGUGGGUGCCCGGGAUGUCGGGGGGCUUCCAAUUUGGGCAAAGCCAGCCCAUGGGCAGAGUUAUACCCCCAUGGCUGGUAAACCUAUGCUCUCCAGCCAUUGGCCCCCACGCCAAUGGAACCAGGCACCUGUCACACUGAUUAUCAGUGGAAAAUAAAGGCUAAACGAAGAAAGUGGCUGCCAGGAAACACCAUUCUAAGCACAUUGAGUUGACGAAGCAAGGUUGACUGUGCUUGAGCCACUGCGUUGAUUGCUGACACUGAAAACACAUGAUGGUGCUCCUUGUUGUUACCUUUGUUAAAUUUCAUCUAACUUCAUAAGUUAUUAAUGGUAGAAUAGUUUAUCAGCGUGCAAAGAAAGUAGUGUCCGAUAGCCCGGGGCUAGUGGAUUUUGCUAUCGGGCUAGUGAAUUCUGUUAUUAACUUGCCCGAUGGGCAAGUGAAUUUUUUUGAGGAAUUCAAAUUACAGAAGAACCUUAGAAAUCAAUCUGCUCGUCAAAACGUUUUUGGGGCUAGUUGAAAUGAUAUUUGGGCUAGUAAAUGUUAGCUUCAGCUUGCCCGAAUGACAAGCUGUAAAAAUGACUUUCUUUGCACCCUGUUGAUGCUUAACUGUGACAGAGGAACCCAUUAAAAACCAGUUUCGAGUAUUGAAGAGGAAGGCCAUGUUUCCAUUGGUAUUUUACUAUUGCAUCUGCGAUUUACCUCUUGCUGUUGCAGUUUUAGCCCAUCAUAUAUCAUACUGUUCGUUGCUACUGGUACAUAUUUUAUUUUAUUAUAUAAACACCAAUGAAAUACCAGGUGAGCUUUUGCACGCAAACUUGGUAUCUUCACAUGUGAAAAUAACAUGUUAUCUUCACAUGUGAAAAUAUCACCUUUGCUAUGGCUACAUAAUAAAUCGCGCCUUUCACACCAAAAAACUAUUAAAGUGAAAUGGUUUGGUAUUUCAUUGGUGUUCAUAUAAUAAAUAGAACAUUACAUGGCCGCUUGGAGAUACAAAAUUUCUCUUCUUGUGUUGAAAAAAUAUUUCACUCGUUUGCUGCGCUUACUCAUGAAAUAUUUUUCAACACUCAACAUUCACAACAGAAAUUUCGUAUCUCCGCGCGGCCAUAAAUUAUAAUAUCCUCUGUUUAUCUUAUCUGGUACAUUAUAAGCUACAUGUACAUUACAGUAUGAUAAUUAAAGAGCUAAAUUGUAUUAUUUUUAAAAAUCCCAAAGUUAUAAGUAAUUUCCAAUAAAUUAAUAAAUUACAAAGCUAAGUCAUCUUUAAAAUGAGGCGAUUUAAAUAGGAAUUCUUGACCUGAUCCAGGCCUCUUUAACCAGUGACAUGGUCUUUUUUUGUGUCUGACAGUGUGACCAAGCAAAGGAAGGUUUAGUAAAUAAUGCAAGCCAGAUGGAUGAGUACUGUAAUGACAGGGGAUUUCUCAAAUGGUUUGAGACAUCAGCUAAAGAAGAUAUCAACAUAAACGAAGCAGCAAAAUAUCUUGUGUCAAAGGUGGGUUCUAUUAAUCUAAGACAAACUGACUGUCAGUGAUAUAAAAUUUUUAUGUUUUUCUUCCAGUGAAAUUGGGCUCCAUUGUUUAUUAUUUCUCACGCUACCUCUUUCUCUGCUUUUUUUUUUUAGAUGAAUGCACUAGACAUUAAAAUUUAGUCAAAAGAAAGACUUAGCGAUUUACCCCGAAAUGUGCGGGGUGCUUGAAAUGCAAAUUUUCACCCCAGCUUUGGACGUAUGUACAUAUGUAAAUACAGACGAUUUUGUCAGAACCAAAAUUUCUUGGAUGUAUAGAUAUUAAACCAUAUUUUCUUACUCAUGGUGCUCUGCUGAGGGCACUUGAUCGUGCAGACAAGACUAGCUCCCUCUAUAGUUUUGCAGUAUUUCAACUGCAUGUAGUAAGUGCAGUUGUAAUAAUCUACCUAAACAAGACUCUCUGAAAAUCUCAGCAAGAAAGACUAGGCUUUUACCAUAGCAAGGAUAAAUUCCCACAUUAAAAGGUUGCUGAUCUGCAAAAUUGAAAUCCUGCAAAAACUUUUGUGCCAUGUCAUAGACAAAUUUUUGACAUAGCUCAACAUCAUUUCUUUUUUUUUUUAACAGUGUACAGUGUGUACAUGGUAUUCCCCAACCCUUCAAGAGAUUGAGUCAAUCAACGCAAACUGAUUUGUGCUGUUUUCUUUCUUCGUUUCUUUCACAGAUUCUAGAGAAUGAAAAGGCAAAUAGUUUUGGUACCAGUGACAGGAAGGAGCCGUCAAUAAAAUUAACAGAUAGUGCAUCUUUAGCAACAAGUGAAUAUAAAAACAUCCCAUCUGGAGAAGCGCCUAAAAGUGGAUGCUGUUGA